AUGUCAUCAGGUCUAUUCAGGGCCCUGAGGUUGUCGUACGACAAGCAGGAAAUGGCCCUCAAAAUUGUUAUUCUGUCACUUGCAGGAGUUGUUGCUUUUUCGAGCCGACUCUUUUCGGUGUUGAGAUUCGAAUCGGUGAUUCACGAGUUUGAUCCGUAUUUCAAUUAUCGAACCACACGAUUUCUAACAGAGCAAGGUUAUUACAAUUUCCAUAAUUGGUUUGACGAUCGUGCUUGGUAUCCACUUGGACGAAUCAUAGGAGGAACUAUAUAUCCAGGGUUAAUGGUGACGAGCGCAUUAAUAUAUCGUGUUUUGCACCUGCUCAAUUUCACGUUGCAUAUUCGCGAAGUGUGCGUAUUUCUGGCACCAUUGUUCAGUUCGUUCACAGUCAUCGUUACUUAUCUGCUCACGAAGGAACUUAAGAGUGACGGUGCGGGUCUAAUAGCGGCAGCACUGAUAGCAAUAGUACCUGGAUAUAUAUCUCGAUCAGUUGCGGGUUCAUAUGAUAAUGAAGGAAUUGCCAUCUUCUGUAUGUUAUUGACAUAUUUUUUGUGGAUUAAGGCGGUCAAAACUGGUGUAUUGUAUUGGGCGAUAGUGUGUUCUCUAGCCUAUUUCUACAUGGUUUCAUCGUGGGGUGGAUAUGUAUUUCUUAUCAAUCUUAUACCUUUGCACGUUUUGGUGCUGAUUUGUACCGGUCGUUUUUCACAUAAAAUCUACAUUGCAUAUUCAACUGUUUACGUGAUUGGUACGAUACUUUCGAUGCAAAUUCCAUUCGUCGGUUUCCAACCCGUGCAAACAUCUGAGCAUAUGGCUGCGUUCGGCGUAUUUGGAUUGUGUCAGUUGGUUGCGUUUGCGAAUUGGUUACGUUCGAAAAUGAGUGAAAACAAUUUCCAAAUUUUAUUCCGAUCAGUUUUAGUUGCAAUUGCAUCCGUUUUUGCUAUGGCUCUCGGCGCGGCAACAUUCCUCGGAAAAAUUGCACCAUGGACUGGUCGUUUCUAUUCGUUAUUGGACCCGUCUUAUGCGAAGAAUAAUAUUCCAAUUAUUGCCUCUGUCUCUGAGCAUCAACCAACUGCAUGGAGCUCGUUUUAUUUUGAUUUACAAUUCCUCGUCUUCACAUUCCCCACUGGUUUAUAUUUCUGUUUCAAAGAGCUGAAUGACCACAAUAUUUUCAUCAUCCUUUACGGCUUGACAAGCAUCUAUUUUGCUGGAGUGAUGGUUCGAUUGAUGUUGGUCUUAGCGCCAGUAAUGUGCAUACUGAGUGGAAUUGCUGUAUCGUCGUUACUUCAAACAUAUAUGAAGAACCUUGACUCGGUGAGUAUUCAUUUAGCAUCUGCUAAGCACGACAAGAAGGACAAAGACCGCAAUUAUCCAUACAAAAACGAAGUGGCACAAGGAGUGAUUGGAGUAUUGGCAUUAUUCAUGUUCACUUACGUUUACCAUUGCACCUAUGUAACAUCAGAAGCAUACAGCAGUCCAUCAAUUGUUCUGUCGGCACAUUCCGGUGAUGGAGGAAAUAUUAUCUUCGACGAUUUUAGAGAAGCUUACUAUUGGCUGAGACAGAAUACACAUCAGGAUGCGAAAGUGAUGUCGUGGUGGGAUUAUGGCUAUCAAAUAACAGCGAUGGCGAAUAGAACUGUUAUCGUUGAUAACAAUACCUGGAAUAACACACACAUUUCACGUGUUGGACAGGCGAUGUCUUCGAAAGAAGAAGACGCAUACGAAAUAAUACGUGAAUUGGAUGUUGAUUACGUUCUCGUUAUAUUCGGUGGGGUUACUGGGUAUUCGUCUGAUGACAUAAACAAAUUUUUGUGGAUGGUGAGAAUUGGGGGUUCGACUGCAGAAGGAUCGCACAUAAAAGAGAGUGACUAUUUUACGAAAUCGGGUGAAUUUAGAGUGGAUCGUGAGGGUUCAUCAACAAUGCUUAAUUGCUUGAUGUAUAAAUUGAGUUAUUAUCGAUUUGGAGGACUGUACACGCAACAGGGGCGUCCAACUGGAUUCGAUCGUGUGCGUCAAUCGGAGAUCGGUAAUAAGGACUUUGCACUUGAUUACUUGGAUGAGGCAUUCACCAGUGAGCAUUGGAUUGUACGUAUCUACAAAGUACGUUGCUCUCAUUCCAUUUCUUACUUUUGA
Molecule: messenger RNA, 2130 nt
Organism: Anisakis simplex (herring worm)
Lineage: Eukaryota; Metazoa; Nematoda; Chromadorea; Rhabditida; Anisakidae
Source: the annotation of a GenBank genome assembly